Molecule: messenger RNA, 1317 nt
Organism: Paramormyrops kingsleyae
Lineage: Eukaryota; Metazoa; Chordata; Actinopteri; Osteoglossiformes; Mormyridae
Gene: prpf18
Product: PRP18 pre-mRNA processing factor 18 homolog (yeast)
Biological process (GO): generation of catalytic spliceosome for second transesterification step; RNA splicing
Cellular component (GO): U2-type post-spliceosomal complex; U4/U6 x U5 tri-snRNP complex; U5 snRNP
Source: RefSeq, a predicted model, not a curated record
UGUUAAGAAUCCGCCUACAAAAUGACGUCAGACUUGCAGUCUCGGUAGUGCGCCAUUCCACUUCCGGAAUGCAGAACCCUCUUUUAUGGUCGAUGUGAGUAAACUAAGUGCUAUUCGAGUAAAUGUAGCGAUAAUGGAUAUUCUUAAGGCUGAGAUUGCAAAGAAGAGGAAACACAUAGAAGAGAAAGAACUCCUGGAUGACUCCACGAGAUACUUCAAGCGGGCCGAUCUUGUACGGAAGGAACAGGAGGAUUACUACAAGAGAUGUGGCUACGAGGUUGAUAAUGAGAAGCCAGCGGGACAGCCGGAGAAAAGGGAAGAAAUGACAGAGCCCGCCACCUCCUCCAAUCCUGUGUUAGAGCUGGAGCUGACGGAGGAGAAACUGCCCAUGACCCUUUCUCGGCAGGAGGUGAUCCGACGCCUGAGGGAGAGAGGGGAGCCCAUUCGUCUUUUCGGAGAGUCUGACUAUGAUGCAUUCCAGCGCCUGAGGAAGAUAGAAAUUUUAGCUCCUGAAGUGAAUAAGGGCUUAAGGAACGACCUGAAGGCGGCCAUGGACAAGAUCGACCAGCAGUACCUGAAUGAAAUCGUGGGUGGGCAGGAAUCGGGAGAGAUGGACAUGCAGCACGACCUGAAGGUCCAUGAGGAGAACACUACCAUUGAGGAGCUAGAGGCUCUCGGUGAAUCUCUGGGGACAGGCGACGAUAACGGUGACAUGGACGUCAUAAACAAAGUGUUAAAGUUCCUGCUUGGCGUCUGGGCCAAGGAGCUGAACGGACGGGAGGAGCAGGUGAAGCGGAGCGUGCAGGGAAAGCUGGCCAGUGCCACCCACAACCAGACAGAGUCCUACCUAAAGCCCCUCUUCAGAAAGCUCCGGAAGAAGAGUCUUCCAGCAGACAUCAAGGAGUCCAUCACAGACAUCAUUAAGUUCAUGCUGCAGAGGGAGUAUGUCAAGGCUAACGACGCCUACCUUCAAAUGGCCAUCGGAAACGCACCCUGGCCCAUCGGCGUCACCAUGGUGGGCAUCCACGCACGUACGGGCCGAGAGAAGAUCUUCUCCAAGCACGUGGCACACGUUCUCAAUGACGAAACCCAGAGGAAGUACAUCCAGGGCCUCAAGCGUCUGAUGACCAUCUGCCAGAAGCACUUCUCCACAGAUCCUUCCAAGUGUGUGGAGUACAAUGCCCUGUGACUCGCCGCGCCCGACACACCAGACUCCACCCUGCCAUUCACUGUAAAUAUAAAUAGAACUUUCCAGAAAGUUCCGUGUGAGUAAGUGUGUUUUGUGGAUGUCAAAUGAAGAGUUUACAUUUUCUGAAA